Molecule: messenger RNA, 657 nt
Organism: Rangifer tarandus platyrhynchus (Svalbard reindeer)
Lineage: Eukaryota; Metazoa; Chordata; Mammalia; Artiodactyla; Cervidae
Source: the annotation of a GenBank genome assembly
AUGUACCCGGCGCACCUCUCUCUUUCCCGCGUAGACCCGCCCGCCUCCCCACACUGGACUCCUUUCCACCCACGACGCGAGCUGGGCGUCUUUGCGCUGCGCCUCCUGUUCUCGGAGAUGAGGAAGGGCCGCCAGCUCAACUCCCGAGAUUCUCAGUGCCAUGGAUACAAAGCAGGCGGGCGCCAUAGCCAGGCCGCAGUGACUGGAAGCGGGGAGGAUGCUGUUGCCCAGACUCGGCUGCCAGAGCUGGGGGUACAUGCCUAUGUCACUUCUGGGGAAAUGAAAGCUACAGUGCAAGCAGCUGCCAGGGGCAGGUCAAACGUGCCUGGAAGGCUAGGAGGCUUCAGACGCUGCCCCGACCCGUCAGAGAGCAGAGCGCUGAGCCCCAGGGAGGAGGGAGGCCCAGCGCAGGCGGUGACGGUGCAGAGGCUGGGGCCGUUCUGGGCUGGAGCAGCUCGGCUCUUCCUUCUAGGGACCUACCCCCAGAGGCUGCGCACCUCGGCUUGCCUCUCCCUCGGGAUAUUUAUCAAGGCGCUGCCGGAAUCAGGCUGCUUGAGUGAAGGGAAAACAGGAGAGAAGGAAGACAUCGUGAACCAGUGGGGAAGUGGGCAGAGCACGGCCUUCGAACGAAUGACACAGAUCAAGGAUGCAGCAUAA